Messenger RNA from Hibiscus syriacus, 1009 nucleotides. RefSeq names its product DCN1-like protein 4. Gene Ontology annotation, biological process: positive regulation of ubiquitin-protein transferase activity; protein neddylation. Gene Ontology annotation, molecular function: ubiquitin-like protein binding; cullin family protein binding; ubiquitin conjugating enzyme binding. The coding region runs from base 188 to 877 and encodes 229 amino acids. The transcript is spliced from 10 exons. Lineage: Eukaryota; Viridiplantae; Streptophyta; Magnoliopsida; Malvales; Malvaceae. Gene Ontology annotation, cellular component: ubiquitin ligase complex. The record is from RefSeq and is a predicted model, not a curated record.
ACGCGCAGCAGAUACCCGCGUGGGGCGUCCACCUCUCCAUCGUAGAAAUAUGAUCUCAAACGCCUCUCUCUGAAUAUUAUUGGAUCUAGGGUUCUGGGUUUCUUUUUCCACUCUAGUCAAAUUGUGAUCAAAUCAAGUGGUUGUGGUUGCUCCACCGUUUGCUUCAAUCCGAUCUCUUUUAACGCCAAUGCCUCCUCGCGCAUCUAAGCGAAAAUCUGCCCCACCCAAUUCCUCAUCCGUCACAUCAUCCGACGGUCGUUCUGUCUUAAAUAAAGCUAAAACAAAGGGGAUGGAAAAAUUAGAUCGGUUGUUCAAUACGUAUGCAAAUAGUUCCUUAGGCAUGAUUGAUCCAGAAGGUAUUGAAGCACUAUGUGCAGAUCUAGGAGUGGACUACACUGAUGUGAGGAUAUUGAUGCUUGCUUGGAAAUUAAAAGCUGAAAAACAGGGAUAUUUUACACAGGAUGAGUGGCAAUCUGGCCUGAAAGCAUUGGGCGUUGAUUCACUUAGCAAACUAAAAAAAGUACUUCCUGAACUGGAGAAAGAGGUGGAAAAGCCAUCGAAUUAUGAGGAUUUCUAUAUCUAUGCCUUCCGAUACUGCUUGACAGAGGAGAAGCAAAAGAGUGUGGACAUUGAAAGCAUCUGUGAGUUGUUGAACCUUGUUCUAGGGGUCCAAUUUCGUCCUCAGGUUGAUUCACUGGUUGAAUAUCUGAAGGUCCAGAAUGACUACAAAGUAAUAAAUGCAGACCAAUGGAUAAAUUUUUUUCGUUUUUGCAAAGAGCAGAUUAGCUUUCCAGAUCUGGAAAACUAUGAUGAAACCCAAGCAUGGCCCUUGAUUCUUGAUAAUUUUGUCGAAUGGAUGAGAGAAAACCAAAGCUAGUGUAGGCAUCUUUCUUAUGUCUUGCAAAUUCAUAAGGACAAGACCUUGUGGGAAACAUAACCGCAUCAACCUUGGAGUUGGUUCAUAUCAUGACUGAUUUUACUGAACCAGUUUCUCCUGGUUAAGUUAAAG